AUGGAGAACCAGAGACAAGUCGCAGGCCAGUUUUCAUUUGAAAUUGAAGCAACAGAGAUUUCCACCCUCGAGAUUAUUCACUCUGUCUUGGAUUUGAGAGGCAGCUACACGACACAAGGCGACGAGCCCAGGAGAACCGUUCCGAACAACGUCGAAGGGGAAGCACAGAUGAAUCAUCACUGAACGUCCAUGGUCUCAAGCGCAGUAACACAGCAACCGCAGGAGCUGCUGACGGUGGAGGUCACCAUGGCUCUUCAUCCGUUUCAUCUUUCGUUAGUUGCAGGGAUCCAGCUUGUGUUGUGGAACCGGGGCGGUUUUCCAAACCGGGUUCCUUUAGUGGCUUUAGGCCCAGACCAAAGGGAAAAAAACCAGGUGGAUGAGGUUAGUAUAGUAAGUAUAUAGGAGCGAAAGUGAGUUGUGUGAAGGAGAGCGAGAGAUAAGAAAGAAGAAUGGCAAUGGCAGGUUGUGCACUGGUAUCCACCUUCCCCCUCAAAUUGAAGCCUCCCAAAACGAAAACCUCUUCUUCCAAUCUCCUUCAUCCAGAGCUUGCCUUCGUCACUUCCCACCUCAGCGGCAUCAAAAUUUCGUACCACCCUUCUCCCACGCCCCUUCUUGCGCCCAUCUCUCCCAAGUUCUUACCUUUCCAGCCUCUUGCUCGGAGAGUUUGUCCUUUCACUGGAAAGAAAGCAAACAAGGCCAACAAAGUAUCUUUCUCAAACCACAAGACAAAGAAACUGCAGUUUGUAAACCUGCAGUACAAGAGGAUUUGGUGGGAAGCUGGGAAGCGCUAUGUAAAGCUUCGGUUAUCAACCAAGGCAUUGAAAACCAUAGAGAAGAAUGGACUCGAUGCAGUUGCAAAGAAAGCUGGAAUUGACCUCCGGAAGAAAUAAGACCACCUGAUUAUGGGGAUGUAGUUGUAAGAAAGAACAAAUUCAAGUUAGUUGAUAUUAUUUGUUGAUUUUGUUUUUAAGGUUACUUUUAGGGACAAUGGGUGAUUCUAGCAGUGAUUGAAAGAAGAUAUUGUGAGAAGCACAAACGGAAUAUCUUGAGAAUUGAUAUGCACUUUGUAAUGCCUGCAUAUUUUUAAUUUAAGCUACACAAAUCAGCCUUCUUAUCGAUUA
Arachis duranensis is the source of this 1121-nucleotide messenger RNA. Its product is annotated as 50S ribosomal protein L28, chloroplastic. Gene Ontology annotation, biological process: translation. The transcript is spliced from 3 exons. Gene Ontology annotation, cellular component: ribosome. Gene Ontology annotation, molecular function: structural constituent of ribosome. Bases 450 to 890 code for a protein of 146 amino acids. The record is from RefSeq and is a predicted model, not a curated record. Lineage: Eukaryota; Viridiplantae; Streptophyta; Magnoliopsida; Fabales; Fabaceae.